Messenger RNA from Phytomonas sp. EM1, 5850 nucleotides. NCBI's taxonomy places the organism in Eukaryota, Euglenozoa, Kinetoplastea, Trypanosomatida, Trypanosomatidae. The record is from the annotation of a GenBank genome assembly.
AUGAGACGAAAGCCAAACUCAGAAACGGAGAAAAGAUCAUCCUCUUUCGCACGCGACGGCGGCGUCUUCCAGGAUUAUUCUUUUCGAUUUUCUAAACUUUACACCGUACUUGAUAAGACCAUACCCUCAGUGUCGCAGCAGAAAACAAAGACAGUUCCUCAACCUGGGGGUGGGAAGCCACAGACGCCGCGCACCACGGCUGCGGCAAGAUUCAAUACACUAGCCCCCAUACCAUGGAAGGUGCAGUCAGGAGGAAAUCAACGUCAUGAAGUAUCCAAGAGCGGAAAGCAGCACGCCCCUCUAACGGAUGGAAAUCGGACUGGGGAUAAUGGUGCUGAAACGCUUGAAAUCAACGUUCUACGUAAUCCAUGCCUGGUUCAACCUCAGGUACUACCCAUUUUUGUGGGCUCUGUGAACGACAAGGCAGAGGCGGCAGCCAAGAAGGAUUCUUGUGUUGUUGCGUCGACUGAGAGCAGCCGCUCACGCCUCAAGCGCGCGUCCGCCGACGAGCUCCCUCAAAUCGCUGUGGGCCUCCACUCCUGCAAGCCGGUAACCCGGUUGCAUUCUCUCCCUUCGCCAGCCUUCGGGUCAGAAGUUAAAGUGAAUGUAACCGAUAGCAAUAUAUUUUGCGAAUCUGACGCUCUGUCGAAGUACUCUUUAGCUUUUGCAGCAUCGCUGCGUACGGAUAGCAAGAGUGGUGUCCAGAAUUUCUUAGCGAUCUCGGAUUCACCUGCUGGCGAACACCUCUACGACCUUUGGAAAAAGCGUCUGGCGAUGCGCGGAUUGUUCCAAUUUCGCGAUGAGUUAGAAUCCUUCCUUUACGAUGACCUGGAGAAUCUGACGAGCAGCAUCAUUUCUCAAGAGGAGUACAACUGGAAUCAAUGUGAGCUCGAAAAGCACAGGGCAGGCGUAGCCGCGAAGACGGUGUUUAUUAACCCCAAAUUGGUGAGUCUGGCGGCGGAAGAAACGAACUCGCAGAUGGAUGUUACGCUUAAUAGUAGCGGUGGCCCGAAAAUGAGUCGGAAUGAUUUAUCCCCAAGCACAGUGCCACACAGGAGUGUGAUUCCUGCACAUAAAAUAGAAAGCCUUUUUGUCAGCCUACGCGCUCAGCUGCAUCAGCGGACCGUAUCGCUACUGCAAACCUACACGAUGCGCCUUUACUCCUACGCAGAGGCAAGAAAUGUGGAUGCGGGCAGUGACUUGGGCAAGGGCACCGGUUUCAUUAGCCGAAUAAAAGACGCAUCUGACCCUUGCUUUAGAGGGGACGAGGUGGGUCCCGCAUCUCCGGAAAAGUUAUACCUCACCCAAAAGGAAAAGGACUACAUCAGCGAGCUGCUGCAGACGGAGCAACGUCUCACCAAGGAUGCCGUCUUGAAUGGGGUGAUCACCCCUGCAACGGUAUCGCUGCCAGAGGAGCGAAUUAUCAAACCCUUGGUGGCCCUCGAGACGGCGGCGAGUGUCGCGCUGCUAUGGCAGGUCUUGAAACAGUGCGAGGCGAGUGUGCCCAAGGUCGGGUUCGCCAUGGAGCUCUUCCAUAGCUAUCUUCUCCCACACGUUUACGAGAACUUUGCCCUCUAUACCUCCGUGUUGCCGUCAAAUGGGACGUUAAGCGAACAGGUCACGCGGCUUUCCGAGAUUCCGCUGCGCUCCAGCAUGCGUUUGCUGAGUGCGGACUCCACGCAGCAGUGCCGUAAGGAUAUGCAGUACAUGGAGUCGGUGCUGCAGCACUGGGCAUUGCGUUCGUGGCGGCGGUGCAUGAUGGGUUACCGCCGCCGCCUCGCCUCGCUCGAACUAGCCAGCAAAAUGCUCCUCCGGGUGAGGUGGAGGCUGCGCUUGCAGAAAAUUUUUGGCGCCUGGAGGCUGGUCACGUUUCAAGAGAUCCAGGAGUCGUACUUCAGUCGUAUCAAGAUGAAAUACAACUCCAUCGUGAACAGUUCGUGCAUUUCAACCGAAUCAGCGUUCUUUCCGAACAGCUCCAUACUGAUGCCCUCCACGGUGAGCUUCUCGAACGCGAAACCGAGUUUCCGGAAUGAGACUCAGACGGCGCUCGCUCGGUCGAGAUUUCUUGCUGUCAAGUUGGCAGAGAGCGCACAGCAUAAGAAGAAGGCAUCAAGCACAGGUACCCCCUCAGUUGGGUUUGUGGAAUCCAGAGAUACGCUAAAGAUGGAUCACCAGAUGACGCGGGAUCAGGACCAAACAGGAGAUGAGAAUAGUGCCACCACGUCAUCCCCUUGCGUAGGAACGGUCGACAGCUUUAUCGGUCAGCCUGUGGGAAGGGGAAAAACAAUCGAAUCCGAUAGGAACGAGCCCAAUAGAUCCCCAUCCACAAAGGUCCUCGAUGACACUGCUACUAUAUCCAGCCCCACCACCGCCUCACCUACACAGUCCGAGAUGCAACCCUCCUCGUUCGUAGAACCAAACUCCGAGCGUCAUGCUUCGCCCAAGGACCCCACCCUUGAUACGAUAUUGGAUAUGCUUCAGGAGGAAAACGAAGUAUGUGCACACCUACGUAGCGAGAUCGCGAUCCAACGCAGACGAAUCCAAACGUUGGAGCGUGAGCGAAAUGGCUUGCAGGAGCGUAACCGGACCCUUGAGGCCGACCUUGUACGCACGCUUGAGGAAAAAAUUUAUUACUGUAACCUUUCCCAGAAGAAGCAAUUUCAGCUCAUGGAUCAGGAGAGGCAUAUCGUUCAGCUUAGGUCGCGCCUCCGGGCGCAUCGUACUCGACCAUGGCAACGGGUUACCAUGCGAAUCGCCGGCGAGCUAUGUGGGGCGUCUACUCAAGCCUCAGAGGCGGCCGAUGAGCGACGUGUGCGCUCCGAUCUAAAGGCGACCGACGAAACAAGGGAUCCCGAAAGCAAGGAAAAGACCUCCGAUGCGCGCGCAGACGAGGCCGAUGAGAAGUUGAACGACCAGUUCCAAAGCGAUGGGUCACUCCAUAAGGAGGAUGACAACUCCUCGUUUCUCUCCGCCGAGUCGGAGUCUGGCAUCGUCAGCGCACAGGCCACCCGUGAGGCGGAGGAGGAACGCUUGUUUGGCGAGCUCGCUCCUAUCGUGCUCUCCUCCACCACGGAAUUGCCAAGCGCGAUGACGAUUCUUCAGGACUGGGCAAAUAGCUGCCUCGACGAUCUCGAGACGCUAGAUGAUCUAAAAGGUGGCGCGCUCUCCUUGCGCUUCCGGGGCUUCUCAGAGGAGGUGCGAAGCGGGGUUUUGCUUAGCCGACUUUUGUUCUACUUGGCUCUUCCACGCUACCUGCAGCGCAACGCGAACAACGACGAGCGCUCGAGUGAGGCGGCGCAUGCAGGGGCUUCAGUACUCAUGGAGGCUAAGGAUGGAAAGGACGAAAAAGGUAAAUACAUCGACACACUCUAUGCCGAGGAAUUUAUACGUCGCCGCAUGCAGCUUCUCGAGCACCGCAACGUCCAGCUCGAUGCCCCGUUUCCUGUGUACUCGGAGUGCUUUGGAGACCUGCUAAAUAUAACCCCUACGGAACGGAUGGCGAUGCUGCUGCAUUUCGCCUCGCAAAUUCUCAACGGGUCGACCUCCAUCAUGAGUGAUGCCGUCGUGAUGAAACGACAGCAGGUGCUGAACGUCGUGUGUGCUACAGCGGGGAUUUCUCUUCCGCCCUCCGUCCCCACGAUCGAUCUGCAUGAAGUGGUGGAUCCGCAUGCCCUGGCGAUAGGCGAGCGUACGUCGAUCGUCACCCUUAUCGCCAUCCUGUACGUGCGCUUUGCCCAUCCAUUUAAUCACAAAUCUCGACAGAGCGCUAUCGUAGAAAAGGAGGCUAUUUUUUACCUCCUGAACCCCAGAGGCUACACAAGUCCCGCAAACCGUCACCUGCAAUCCCCAAGGGGUGAAACGGAGGAAAAGAAUGCCCAAGAGCAGGAUGGCCGACUACAGGAACGGCAGCAACGAGCACAGAAUUCAUCAUGGAUUGAGGACGAGAUUCUGGAGCGCCUGAUAGACGAGGAUAAAAGCCCAUGGCAACUUUUCAAGGAGCGUUGCGUGCCUAUGUUCGGGUCCUCCGCUCAUCCGUUUCUGCUUCGUGGAAACUUCUGGCCGAGCGAGGCAUUUGAAUCGCCGCAGCUUGCGAAUCUCCUUGGCGAGCUAGGGAUGGCGCUGAAUCGCUCCUUGCAGGUUCAUCGCUGGCAUAUCCUAUUUUCUUGCUUAAUUCCUGUUACCAACUAUUCAAGAGUCAGCCGUGGCGUGUUCACGGGGCCACGUGCCUCUCCUGUGGCGCUUCGGAUUGGGCUAAAGCAAGAAGGGGUGUCACUAUUGCCGUCGCUCAGCUCCGAGAGUCUGGAACGUGUUUACGCGAAACGGAAGGCCCGCGUAAUUGCCGCCUAUCCCUUAACUGGAGACCCCAACUGUGUGUCGCCUCUGAAAGGCUCGACACCUUCCCAAGGUGACUGGAGAAGCUCGUAUGUAACAUGCGAAAAACGCAAGCUCAGGGAGGUAUUAAGCGUCGUCACGAACGACUUGAUGAACCUUUUUCUGUGCAACGCGUCAUUACAGCCGGAGCUCGCCCUUCCAGCGAUGGACUUGUCGGAAUGGCGGUCUUUCUGUGUGGAUCUCGGAAUCGUGAAGCUGCAGCGGGAGCGCGGAAAGGCGGAGGACGCAAGAAUUAACACUACGUCCGCGGGAGGGCCCAAACUGAUGGACCUCAAUUUUAUCUCCAAGAUUUUUUACAAAGCCAUCCACUCCCACGCCGGCUUGGACCUCACUUCGAGCUCUUCAAGUGGUGAAAGUGAUAUGAACCGAAUGCGAGCAUCUCGUUCGGUAAGCGAACUUGGUGUAAGUUUCGACAGGUUUUCUGAUUUGUUAGACAGCGGUGUUUUAGAGGACAAUAAGGAUAGACAAUUCAUUCAGGGUUGCGACCUUAACAUUUUUGAAUGCGUCAACACUUCAGGCCAUGAAGACCAGAGAAGGGGGACCGAGGUGGGCAACAAAAAUGCAUCCCCACAGCUCCAUCCUACCCUACUCUCGGAAUACCUAGUGUUCCCAGCGUUUGUAAUCGCCUUGGUACUCCUUGUGAACGCGCUUUAUCAUCCUGUGCCAUCCAAAAUCGCGUCCUCUAAGUUAUCCAGUGAUGAAAGCAGUGGAAAGGAUGAUGGUGAAAAUGGGGAGGCAGCCCCAGGUUUACCUCCUAUACUUUGGCUAGGUGAUGCUAUUACACAAUUUUUGAACGACUACACAUUGCGAGAGGAUAGUAUUCGUUUCGAGAAGACUCCCCAAGCAGUUCUCAAACGCAUCCAGAUGGGUAUCCCAACACAGGAAGUUCUCACCAGGUACAGCCCAGCUCUGCUGCUUGUCUAUCAAGCCUACAGCAAAGAGAUAUAUGGUGUGGUAUGCAUGCAGGAGGAAAGCCUCUUGCAGCUUAUGCGGGACGCCAUGCUAACCAGCACGGAGACAACGCAAUAUCUGAUAUCCGAAAUUUUCCAGAAGUGCAGCACUUUGUGUAAAUCUGUCGAGGAAAGCGCGAUUGCAUUCUGCAGAGACCUCAACGGGAGACCUCGGGAUAGGUUUAACAAUAAAAUCGAAUUCCGCAUUCCGUCGAGCAGAGUCACUGCGUCAACGAGCCCUCAGCAUGUCGCUGGAGAGGGAUCCGCACCCGCUAACUCCGUUAGCAGUUUCGCCACCGGCGGUGGUAAGGGGAAACGUCAUGAAGUGCGGGUUCUGACAUUAGACGGUUUUAUACAAUUUCUCUGCGUGCUAUGCCACUUCAAGCAACCCAACCCCCUUACCCCACUACAUCAGCGGCUUGAAAUUUUCCUGCGCCGCUCUGUGCUGCGACCACUAAGCAAAAAAAUUGAAAACCUAUCCGUGCUUUUGAAGCGGCAGGAUAACUAA